UUUCAAUCAUAGUUUCUGAACAAACUGGCAACAGUAACCUUUCAAAAAUGUCUGUAAUUUUUCAGACUGUAAUAAAUUUAGGAAAAUUACAUUCUUUCAGGAAACGAUUAAAUUAUUCAGUAUCUACAUGUAGAUGUUUACUAGUCAGAAAAUAUUCAGAUGUUCCAAGGAAAUUUAUUUCUUUUGAGGAAGUUGCGGCUCAAAGACGGGCUCAAGCGAGACGGAGCUUGGUCGUCCAAGUGAAUUCAGAGUCUUCGUUCAAAGAAUUACACGGUUAUUGCUCCGAAUAUUCUGAUAUAAAAGGCGUUCAUCACUAUAACAAUUCCUCUGGAGAGCAUUUCAUGCUCAUAGAGUUUGCAUCAGAAGAAAACCUGAAAGACGUCUUAAAAACAUGCAGCGCCCAUCAGAAAGAUGUGGAUGUUAUGUCACUACAGUCACCAUUCCUGUGGUUCCGAGCUGUCCAAGGCAAGCGGGAGAAGUAUACCACACCGGACACCUCUUUAGCAAUAACGGAGGGUAAUGCAGCCGUGAACGAAGACAAGCUGUUUGAGGGGUUAACAACCUGUGCCUCAGUUUCAGAUCAGAUACAGAUGUUGUAUGAUCAGACUGUCUUGAAUGAUGUUGGUGUCCGACUGAGGUAUAUGGUGGCUAGGCAGCUAGAAGUGAUAUUUGCAAGUUUGUACAGCAACAUAGCAAUCAGGCCAUUUGGUUCUUCAGUGAAUGGCUUUGGCAAAAUGGGCUGUGAUCUAGAUCUAGUGCUGACUAAUGUGCUGCCUGAGGAAAUGAGCGACCCAAAAAAGCGUCUAGUCUACCACGAGAAGAAAUGCGAGGGCGGUCGCAACCCGUGGCAGAGACACAUGGAGCUAGUGGCUGAGCUGCUCGAGCUGAGAGUGCCGGGCGCCGGCCGAGUCACGAGGAUACUGAACGCACGGGUGCCCAUCGUGAAGUACACGCACGAGUUUACUGAUGUGGAGUGCGAUCUGUGCUAUAAUAAUAUGUCAGGAGUCUACAUGUCCGAGCUUCUCUGGCUCUUCGGCUCGUUGGACCCUCGAGUGCGGCCCCUCGCCUUCGUGGUCCGUCGCUGGGCGCACACGGCUGGUCUGACGAGCCCGCACCCGGGCCGCUGGAUCACCAACUUCCCUCUCACUCUGAUGGUGCUGUUCUUUCUGCAACAGAAGACGAAGGAGGGUGUGGUUUUGCCGCCGCUGAAGUAUUUGGUGCAGAGGGCUGGCAAAGAAGAUGUGAGAAUAGCAGAAGACAACCUCAACUGCACAUUCCUCCGAGACAUGAACAAGCUACCUCCAGACACGUACUCACAGAACACCGCUUCUUUAGAGACCCUAUUGGUCCAAUUCUUCGAGUUCUACGCACAAUUCGACUUCCAAGACAAAGCCAUUUCCAUCAACGAAGGCACGGCCGUGCGGAAACCAAACGGCCUACCUUUGUACAUAGUGAAUCCGUUAGAACAGACAUUGAAUGUUAGCAGAAAUGUAAGUUAUGAAGAGUGUGAGAGAAUUCGGAUGGAGGUAAGAAACGCCGCGUGGCAGUUAGAAACAGCUAUGGAGGAAAAGACGGAUGAUUGGGGAUUGCUGUGUUUAAUCGAAAGGAAAACGUCCAGAGGAUUGAAGAAGCUACUAAGAGUAGGGAAUUCCCAGAGGUUAGUUUCAGUGAAAGAUUUGUUCAAAGAUGACGAUAGUGUGCCCGAAGAGAACGAGUUGAAGAGUAAACUGGAGAAAUUAGCGACGAAAAGUGUGGCGGAAAACAGUGAUAAGAAAGAGAAAGGUGAUGGGAAAUUCAAGAAUUCGUCAGUCGCGAAUGCGGUGAGAAGGAUUAGGAGACAAAAAUGGACGUGAGAUUUGGUGUUGUGGUGGGAAAAGAUGCGUUAGGUUUUAAAUGUCUCACUGCUUUAUAUACGAGUCUGAUGUUUAAUAAUAAAAAUAGUAACAAAUUAGGUGAACCUAUUCCUCAAAAGUAUGUAUGUGUUGUAAAUACAAAUAGUUUUGUAUGUCUGUUCGUUGAGUGAAAGAUCCAAAGUUUUGUUGUGUUUGAUUUAUAUUAGAUAUUGUUAUACACUUGAGAGCAUACGUGAAAUUGUAAAUAAAAUA
Molecule: messenger RNA, 2105 nt
Organism: Plutella xylostella (diamondback moth)
Lineage: Eukaryota; Metazoa; Arthropoda; Insecta; Lepidoptera; Plutellidae
Product: mitochondrial poly(A) polymerase
Biological process (GO): RNA 3'-end processing
Molecular function (GO): poly(A) RNA polymerase activity
Source: RefSeq, a predicted model, not a curated record